AUGAAGAUCAAGAUGAAAGGUGCAGGUCGGCCACCAGGCUUUGCCUGCGUCGUCACCUUGGUCCUCUGCCUCUUCCCUGGUCUCCUCUACGCUGGUCCUCUUCGAUCUGAUCACAAUGAUCACACUGGCACUUUGCCUGUCGCUGGUCCGGCUUCUGGUCACCACACUCACACUGGCACUCCCGGAGCACCUGGCAAUUCUCACCACUCUGAUGAGCAUCGAUCUGGUCAUCACACUCACACUGGCACUCCAAAUCUCCCUGGCGGUCCUCACCGAUCUGAUCACCUUGGUCAUCCUUCAGUUGUCUACGACCCUGCGCCUCUGACUGUCCGUGAUCUACCCAGUCACCCUUCAUCUCAUCCUCAUGGCCACACCGGCACUUCAGAUCUUUCUGGUGGUCCUCACCACUCUGUGCAUCACGGUCACAUUGGUACUUCAGAUCUAGCAGGCGGUCCACACCGAUCUGGUCAUCACAGUCACACUUCAAUUAUCCACGACCACGCGUCUCUGACCCGCCGUGCCAUGCCCAGUCACCAUCCAUCCGGCUUUCACGGCCACACCGACACUGCUCCGCAGGGUCAUGGUCCGCCGUUUGGACGUCCGCAUUCUGCAGCUGCUCAUCACGAAUGGCAUGAUUGGAAUCCCUCGGGUUCGCACGGCGCUCCUCCAAGCCACACUAUGGUCAUACCUGGUGCUACUGGCUUCCAUCAGUCAGGUCACAAUGGUCAUACCUUGACCCGUUCUAACAUACCUCAUGCCACUGGUAGUCAUACUGGCACCAGUCAAUAUGGUCACCCUUCAGUCAUGUCCGGGCGACCUUCAGCUACAGCUCCCCUGUCAUUUGGCACCACAGCAGUCACCCCUGCCUUCCCCCAUGCCACUGCGACUGCAAGUGACUCCGUUGAAUCCUUGCUCCAGUCUCGUGAUGCCCUGGCGAAGCAUGAUUACUCCUUAGUCUGCGAGAGCAGUAGGGAAGCGACGAACGGCUGCCAGCACUCAGAUUAUGGCUAUUACUGCACUUCAGAAGGAAAGCUCCGGCACAAAGGAGAAGAAGCCAGCUUCUGUGAGCGAGAGUGCAUAUGUGUCAACCUUGCCCCUCGCCCUUGUAUACAUGGGGUCAUAUUGACUACAUGUGUUGUCUCAGGCGACGGCACUGUCAUGAAUUCUCAACUCGAGGCGAUUGGCAGUCUCGGUGAUGCAGUCAUCCACACCAAUGGCACUUUGACUCUUCCCAGAUCUUUGCCAUCGAGCGAGACCGACCUGGUUCCAACGUCAGUGACCAUGUCACGCCGAGACUCAGAUGCCGCCGACCACGACUACGCGUUAGUCUGCGCUGACAGAGACGGUACUACCAGAUGCGAGAAGCGAACCUAUUUCUGCAGCUCGGCCGGCAAAGUAUCCUACAAAUUAUCCGACUAUUUCUGCGACAUGGUCUGUGAAUGCAAGAGCCUUAAGCCAGCGAAGGGCUGUGUCAUUAUCAACGCGGGCAAGGGUCCCAAACUCGUUUGUGCUUCCAAGAGAGACACUCAUGUGCUGACCGUCGACGAUGGAACGCCAUCGGAGGGCAAUCAAGCUCUUUCACAGCGUGACGCAGACCUUGACGACAUGUAUCAUGAUUACGCUUUGGUCUGUAUUGACAAAGCAAGAACGUCGAACUGCCUGGCCGUUCCAUAUUCCUGUAACGCCAACGGAAAGGUCAUCUACCAGAGAUACGAUGCUUUCUGCAGUGCAAACUGCAAGUGUGUGAGCCUGAAGCAAAAGUUCUGCGAGUUCACCAACUACGUUGCAGUUGCAUGUUUCGUCAGCAAAGACGCUGUCGAACAUGAGAACGGCACGUUCAUCGGCUACCUGAAAGACGCUGUCACCCUCUCGGAUGGCACGUUGGACUUCUCGCAUACGCGUGCUCGGCGAGAUCUGCAGCUCCCAGCGGCGCCAGAGAAUGAUGCAGCUCAAUCACCAGGUCGCACCCUCUUGUUUUGCCAGAACGGCGAUCACACUCGGACAUGCAACCGUUCGCCAUUCACAUACUGCUGCCACGCAGGCAAUCUCACUGCCCAAUCCCAUGAUUCAAUUUGCGACGACAUCUGCAAAUGUAUCGAUCUUCGGGUAUCUCCUCAGCCUCGCUACUGCACCGUCGGACCAGAUCCAGCCAACCAUGGAGAGUGCUACGUUGACGGCAAUUCAGUCUACAAGAUCGAAGGAGAGAUGCUGACCGAUUUCAUUGGCAACUUCACAGAUGCAGAAGUCGAUCACAAUGCGAACCUCUGGUUUCCAGCGCCAGGCUCAUCCGGAGGUCCUCCACCAGACAUGUUUUCACCAGAACCCUCUGGUCCCCCUGCAAUCAUCAAGAGAGAUGAAGAUGAUGCUAGUGAGGCACAAGCCAAGUGGGUGUUGAUUUGCAUCAACAAGCAACAUACCAGCACUUGUCGAAAAUCGCCUUUUACUUACUCCUGUGACGGCUCUCACGUCACUUUCCGUGGCUGGGACUUUGUCUGCCAACAGAUUUGCAACUGCGUUGACCAAGACCCUUCUCAGAUUUGCGUUCCCACAAACAGUCACACUGGUCAAUGCCCUCCGGGCGCAGUGCCACUCUCACCCGAACAGCGAGAUCCUCCAAAAAACAAUCCUCCCGAGGAGAAGGAUCUGAAGGGAACUGAGACAGGAGACCCCGUCAAGCGCUCCGAGUCACUUUACCACAUGGCUUGCUAUUCUGGAAAUCGAUUCAACGCGUCCUUGACCGUCCAUUGCGUAGCGAAGUCCUACACUUGCAAUCCUCCGUCCCCAGACUUUGGUCGUCUCGUGCCGGCAUUGCACUGGAGCGGUCCUGGCGAAGCCCAGUGCUCGCAAGGAUGUCGCUGCCGAGCCCCAUGGGCGAGCGACGAUCUUUCGACGCGUUCACCAGGCAGUGACGACUUCGACUUGGUGUGCAAAGGCCGAUCUGCCCGCGAUGCAAUCGUUCCUGGCUUUGAAGAACUCACUUCGCGCUGCCGCAACCGUUGGGGCUACACUUGUGAUGCGGACGGGCACAUGCAGCACAAUGGCACAUCUGUUCAUCGAUGUGACACCUCCUGCGGCUGCUACAACAACAGUCACAACCGCGCCGUCAAAGAACGCUCAGAAUCCCUCGACUGGGCUGUGCCAGACUUCGUCUGA
This is a messenger RNA of Exophiala xenobiotica, 3153 nucleotides long. RefSeq lists its product as uncharacterized. The record is from RefSeq and is a predicted model, not a curated record. NCBI's taxonomy places the organism in Eukaryota, Fungi, Ascomycota, Eurotiomycetes, Chaetothyriales, Herpotrichiellaceae. The coding region runs from base 1 to 3153 and encodes 1050 amino acids. The transcript has 2 exons.